GCACUUGGGGUUUAGAAGCUCUUGGGUGGAGGUAAGCAGGUUACCAAGGAAGUGGAAUCUGAAAAGCCCAGGGAACUGAGUGCCUAGAGCAACUUUCCUGCAAUAAAGGUCAAAGCUGCCGCAGUGGCUGCUCCUCCCCUCCUGUGUGGAGGCACCAAGGUCUACAGAAGGACUGGUGAACUGUUCUCAACAGGGGACACCUUUGUUCACCAGGAGACGUUUGGCAGUGUAUGAAGACAUUUUUGUUUGUCACAACUGAAGGGGAGGAGCUACUGGCGCCUCAAGGCAGAGAAACCAGGGGUCCUGGCAGGAAUUCUCGGUGACUCGGCCAGCUCACCUGAGCUGCCAGGAGCCUGAGAAGAUGAAGGUCUCCAUGGUCCUUUCCCUCAUUGGCUACCUCGUGGUCCCAAGUGGCGGGGCUAUCAUGGGGCGCUGCGUGGUGGCUAAGAAGCUCAAAGAAGGAGGCCUGGAUUAUUUCGAGGGCUACAGCCUUGCAAACUGGGUGUGCCUGGCUUAUUUUGAGAGCAAGUUCAACCCCACGGCCGUCUAUGAGAACUUCCAACGUGACUACACCGGCUACGGCCUCUUUCAGAUCCCCAACCGUGACUGGUGCGACACAGGCGGGAACCGCUGCCACGUGUCCUGCUCCGCUUUACUGAAUCCAGAUUUGAAGAAGACAAUUGAAUGUGUUAAGAAGAUCGUAAAAGAAAAAGACGGGAUGGGAGCAUGGCCCUCCUGGUCCCUGAACUGCCAGUACUCGGACACUCUGAUGCGGUGGUUGGAUGGAUGCAGGCUGUAGCCACAGGGGCGGCCCUCACCUCAUUCUCUGGCGGCACCUUCCAAAUAAAGAUGCUGUUCUGUUUGCUGCCUUCACUUGUUCCUGUUGAUUAUCUCACAGCUUGAAAGCUCCAUCGGAUGGCAAAGGACAAAAGUUUGCUUCCUCCAGGGAUGCAGGAUGCAGAAUAAACCAGCUGCUUACUCAACCUGGACCAAA
Messenger RNA from Hyaena hyaena (striped hyena), 994 nucleotides. It is a transcript of the gene LYZL4, whose product is annotated as lysozyme like 4. Gene Ontology annotation, molecular function: lysozyme activity. The transcript has 6 exons. Bases 362 to 799 code for a protein of 145 amino acids. NCBI's taxonomy places the organism in Eukaryota, Metazoa, Chordata, Mammalia, Carnivora, Hyaenidae. The record is from RefSeq and is a predicted model, not a curated record. Gene Ontology annotation, biological process: fusion of sperm to egg plasma membrane involved in single fertilization. Gene Ontology annotation, cellular component: acrosomal vesicle; sperm flagellum.